Molecule: messenger RNA, 651 nt
Organism: Thlaspi arvense
Lineage: Eukaryota; Viridiplantae; Streptophyta; Magnoliopsida; Brassicales; Brassicaceae
Source: the annotation of a GenBank genome assembly
GUCAAAAUAAAAAUAGUUUUUAUCAAAGCGUUUCCUCUAGAAAUUUAAUCAUCCUUAUAAUGAAAAACCUGUUUAAUUGAAAUCCAAAAAUAUACAUAAAUAAUGGAUGUACUUGAUCUCAGAUCAUUCAAUCGUCUCUCUUUGCUUGCUUAAUCGAGAGAGAGAGAUGACAAGAAGAGACGAAUCAAUCACAGAGCUACGAUGCUCAUCUAUUCACUCGCAUCAUCCGGCGAGGCCACCGUUGAUACUGCCGGCGAGGUUAGAUCCUGGGUGUCGCCAUCGUCGAUGUGGAGCUCCGAGUAUCAAUACUUGGUUAAAACUACACCUGAUGAGAGAGUGCAAGUGCGAGGGCCAAAUUGCUUUAGGGUGGCUAGGAUCUGGAGUGUGAUCUUAAGGCCAUCAGGCUCCGGUCAUCUCAUUUUUUCUUUGUUGCUUGCCAUGUCAUAUGAGGAUACUUGCGCUAAGCAAGUCGAUAAACAAUCUAAACACAAGAAAGUCCGUUUUUCCAUGCAAUGCCCUUACUCGGUAACUAUACCAACGGUGAAUCAAGACCUUGGAAGCAUCACAUUGGUCCUUGAUAUAGAAGAUUCUUGUGUUAUGAUGAUUGAUGAUUACCUCAUCUAUUGCCACUGCAAGUCGGAGAUGUAUUAG